AUGGGGCGGGGCGGAGGGGCCGCGGCGGCCCGGCAAGCAGGGGAGUCGGCCGCGGAGGUGCGGAGCCGGCUGGCGGUCCCGCGGGGAGGGAGGCGGCGUGACGGCUGCGGGGCGGAGCCGGACUUGACGCAGACGGCGGAGACAGCACCGAGAGGCGCGACUGCUGCUGAAGGGGAGGACGCGACGGCGCGUGAGGCGCGCCACGCGGCCGGUCAUGGGUGCGCCAGGAGAGCCGGCGGCGGAGGGCUCGGGCGUGGUGCAGGUGGCGGGGGCGCGGAGGCCCGGGGCGCUGCUGAGAGCGGGGCCGAACCGCGGAGCCGGCGCGUAGGAGACGGCAGCGGCAAGCCGGACGGCGCGGGACGUGGAGCCAGUGCAUAG
Molecule: messenger RNA, 378 nt
Organism: Aegilops tauschii subsp. strangulata
Lineage: Eukaryota; Viridiplantae; Streptophyta; Magnoliopsida; Poales; Poaceae
Source: RefSeq, a predicted model, not a curated record